Messenger RNA from Aspergillus candidus, 912 nucleotides. RefSeq names its product ABC-transporter extracellular N-terminal-domain-containing protein. The transcript has 2 exons. The record is from RefSeq and is a predicted model, not a curated record. Gene Ontology annotation, molecular function: ATP binding; ATP hydrolysis activity. The coding region runs from base 108 to 677 and encodes 189 amino acids. NCBI's taxonomy places the organism in Eukaryota, Fungi, Ascomycota, Eurotiomycetes, Eurotiales, Aspergillaceae.
CGACAACCCACGGUGUACCGUUCCAGCUUCGCUGCUACCUUCUUUACAAUAGUUCAUACUUUCUAGUCCAUGCGCACUGGCGAGAUUGGACAAGAGCAACCCCGAAGAUGAGUGCUCCGAGCACGUGCGGGCCCAAUGGCAACCGAGAGCUUAAAUGUGCAGAGGACAGCAUCUCCAGCUUCGAUGUGAGGGAGGCAGAGAUUCUCAAACUGACCAGACGAUUUACGGAGCAGAGUCAUGGAUCAAGCGCGGCACAGAAUCCCUUCGCUGCAGAGCCUGGAUCUACCCUAGACCCAAAUGGUGCCAACUUCAAUGCCCGUGCAUGGUGCAAGGCCAUGCUCCAGGUGAGCACCGAAGAUGGUCAAGCACAUCUACCUAGAUCUCUGGGUGUAGCCUUCAGCAACCUAAAUGUGCACGGGUUCGGUUCAGAUACCUAUUUCAAGAAGAGCGUGGGGAACGUCUGGCUAGAAGCUGUCGGUCUGGCAAGGAGGCUCAUGGGUCGACGAAAGCGCAAGAUCAAUAUUCUGCAGAACUUGGAUGGAUUGGUGGAAGCUGGGGAGAUGCUUGUCGUCCUUGGACCACCUGGCUCAGGAUGCACGACGUUCUUGAAGACCAUCGCUGAGAGACGUACGGCUUUUACGUCGAUAAGGAUUCAGACCUUAAUUACCAAGGUGUGAGCGCAAAGCAAAUAGCCAACGCGUUCAGAUGAGAAGCCAUAUAUGCCGCCGAGGUCGACGUUCAUUUCCCCAAGCUCACGGUAGGGGAUACGCUCUUCUUCGCUGCCCGGGCCCGAGCACCGCGACAUCCUCCUGGAGGAGCAACAGUGACUCAGUACGCCACACAUAUGCGCGACGUUAUCAUGGCUUUGCAACCCCCAAGCAGUACAUGCUAGGAUGGGCUCGCUGGAUUUCC